Molecule: messenger RNA, 683 nt
Organism: Caenorhabditis elegans
Lineage: Eukaryota; Metazoa; Nematoda; Chromadorea; Rhabditida; Rhabditidae
Gene: clc-18
Product: DUF2975 domain-containing protein
Exons: 4
Coding region: 53-619 (188 amino acids)
Source: RefSeq, marked reviewed
AUUAUUCCCAACAAUACCAAGUCACUUUGCCGUUUUACUUUGUGCUCGAAGAAUGUAUAACAGUCGUCUGGUAUUCCUUGCAUGCUUUGUGUUCUUGAGUUCCAUCAUGUACAGCGUUGGAUUAUUCUCUCAAAACUGGGUUGUUAGAACAAGAUACAUCUACCUGGACCAGAAUCGAAACAUGUUCACGUCCUAUGUUGACUACAUUGGAAUUUUUCCACUCAAAGAAGAUAAAAGAUAUGGACUUUCUUUGGCUAAAGUUGCUGCUGGCAUUUCUUUUGUCAUUCAUCUUAUUCGUCUUAUCGUUUUUGUUCCCUCAUACUGUAAAGCAAGAGAAUUAGGAUUGGCCGGUGUUCGUGGAACAUUUUCCGCAAUUCUCGGAGUAUCUAUCGUUAUUAUGCUUCUUUCGCUGACGGGUUCGAUUGGUUUAAUGUCUCAAAAUAUAACCCACAAUAAAAACGACAAAUUGAUGGAAGUUGAAUAUGAGGCUGGAUAUAGUCCGUAUCUUUGCCUUAUUUCUGGUCUUCUCGAUUUGGCUGUUUGCAUUGUUUCUGGAAUGGUCGGUUGCUGUGAUAGUAGAUCAGGAAUGAGUGAACAAGCAGUAUCAAUUCAAAAGUGAUAUCUCGUUUCUUGUGUUUUGAAUGAGAAUAAAUGAAUAAAAUGAAUGAACUUGAUUAUAAUUG